This is a messenger RNA of Scophthalmus maximus (turbot), 7994 nucleotides long. RefSeq names its product solute carrier family 8 member 2b (gene slc8a2b). Gene Ontology annotation, cellular component: axon; postsynapse; sarcolemma. Lineage: Eukaryota; Metazoa; Chordata; Actinopteri; Pleuronectiformes; Scophthalmidae. The coding region runs from base 700 to 3648 and encodes 982 amino acids. Gene Ontology annotation, biological process: cell communication; sodium ion transmembrane transport; calcium ion import across plasma membrane. The transcript is spliced from 18 exons. Gene Ontology annotation, molecular function: calcium:sodium antiporter activity. The record is from RefSeq and is a predicted model, not a curated record.
UGUUGGAUUUAUCAUCAUGGACAUGUUCUUACAAAGUCUCCGAAAAGACACUGAAGUUCCAGGCCGCGCUUCAAAUCUUCUGAAAGGGUCAGGGUCGCAGGGAAGCCCCGCCUGGAACGGCACGAGUGUUAGCUUCCCGUCAAAGCAAACCGCACACACAUCCCCUCCACUCCCAUCCCGUCCGCGCCCCCGAGGACGAACCGCGCUCCUCGGCACCCCGCCCGGCUGCGCGCUGUGUGUGUGAUGAGGGACAGCGGGGAGGGGGAGUGAGGGAGUGAGGGAGAGAGAGAGGGAGAGAGAGAGAGAGAGAGAGAGAGAGAGAGAGAGAGAGAGUGUAUGUACUAUAUGUGUGUGCAGUUCGAGCGUGUCGAGGCGAUAGAGGGGAGAGAGCGGAGCAGCGCGGACAGGAGCGGCGGAGCGCAGCACCGAGGACAGUUUCCCCUCCCAUCAUCUGAUACCAUGCCCACUGCUUCGAGUGCGGACCGGCACUAGAUCGGAUCAGGAGGUUCACACAACCCCGCGAGUUUGGCUCGGCCUGUCAGUGAGUAGGAGCUCCAUGUGGAGUGAGAGUUGGAAAAGGAGCAUCUGACUCACCAGCGGUGAACUAGUCGCACCCCCCGUCAGCUGUACCAACGCCUCCCCCUUCCCACCUCCCUCUUCCUCAGUCUAAACCCAUCACCCUCCCCCCCGCGUGUCGCCAUGUCUCUCUUCAAAUCCACCGCCUCCAUCCUCCUCCUCCUCCUCCUCUUCCUCCAUCAGCUGCCUCCUUGUCAGCCAGAGUCCCAGCGCAGUGAGCCCAGCACCGACCCCAACCUGAGAGGGGUCUCGCCCUCUAUGUUCCCCUCCUCCCCCCCGUCCUCCAUGCCCGUUGGCAAUAGCACUCCGUUGAGCAGAAAGGAGAAGUGUGAGGAGGCGACGGUGUGCAGGCCCGGCAUCCUGCUGCCCGUCUGGCAGCCCAACCGCCCGGGGAUCGGUGACCAGGUUGCCAGAGCUGUGGUCUACUUUGUGUCGCUCAUGUACAUGUUCCUGGGAGUGUCCAUCAUCGCCGACCGCUUCAUGGCAUCUAUCGAGGUCAUCACGUCGCAGGAGAAGGAGGUGACCAUAACGAUGCCCAACGGAGAAACAUCCGUGGCGACCGUUCGGAUCUGGAAUGAAACUGUGUCCAAUCUGACGCUCAUGGCUCUGGGCUCCAGCGCUCCGGAGAUACUGCUGUCUGUUAUCGAGGUGUGCGGUCACAACUUCGAGGCUGGUGAGUUGGGUCCGGGAACCAUCGUCGGCAGCGCCGCCUUCAACAUGUUUGUGAUCAUCGGCCUGUGCGUGUGGGUGAUCCCCAAGGACGAGACCCGCAAGAUCAAACACCUCCGGGUGUUCUUCAUCACCGCCUUCUGGAGCAUCUUCGCCUACAUCUGGCUCUACCUCAUCCUGUCCGUCAUGUCGCCGGGCGUCGUGGAGGUGUGGGAGGCCCUGGUGACCCUGCUCUACUUCCCAGUGUGUGUCCUCCUGGCUUGGAUUGCUGACCGCCGCCUGCUCUUCUACAAGUACAUGGGCAAGCGUUACCACAAGCGCCACGGCAUCGUCGUGGAGACCGAGGGAGACGUGACACCCAACAAGGGCGGCAUGGAGAUGAUCACAGACGGCAAGUUCCCGCCGCGAGGGGGCGCCGUGGUCCCCGCCGAAAACUGCGGGGGGACGGCGGACGGCGCGGCGGGCAACAGCGUCGGUGCAGCAGCGGGGGCCAUGGCAACGGGAGCUGGAGGCAACCUGCCCAACUCCAACAGCAUGAUGGUCAAUGUGGAGAGCAACAAGGAGCUCGACGAGAGCCGCAAAGAGGUGAUUCGCAUCCUGAAGGAACUGAAGCAGAAGUAUCCCGACAAAGAGCUGGACCAGCUGGUGGAGCUGGCCAACUACUACGCAAUGCUGCAUCAACAGAAGAGCAGAGCCUUCUACCGCAUACAGGCCACCCGUAUGAUGAUUGGAGCCGGUAACGUCCUCAAGAAGCACGCGGCCGACAACGCCCGCCGCACGGCCAUAGUUGACGAGGAGGCCCCGGUAGAUGACGACCUGGGGAUUUGCAGCCGCAUCUCUUUCGAAAGCGCCCACAGUCAGUGCAUGGAGAACUGUGGCAUUCUGACACUGGGCGUGGUCUGCCAAGGUGGUCUGGGAGAGAACACCUUCUAUGUGGACUACAGGACAGAAGACGGUUCGGCCAACGCCGGGUCCGAUUACGAGUACAACGAAGGAACGCUGGUGUUCAAACCAGGGGAGACUCGUAAAGAGAUUAAGGUCGGCAUAAUCGACGACGACAUAUUCGAAGAGGAUGAGCACUUCUUUGUGCGCCUGCUGAAUCUGCGCGUUGGCGACGCCGAAGGGAUGUUCGAGAGCGACGACGCGGGUGCCGCCCCCAAAGCUCGUCUGGUUGAGCCCCUGGUGGCCACGGUGACCAUCUUGGACGACGACCACGCCGGCAUCUUCACGUUCAGCGAGCGCACGAUGCGCGUGAGCGAGAGUGUGGGCACCAUGGAGGUGACGGUGGCCCGCAACUCGGGCGCCCGCGGCACCGUCAUCCUGCCGUACCACACAGAGUCGGGCACCGCCAAGGAUGGAGAGGACUACGAGGAAGCCAGAGGGGAGCUGGAGUUCAUCAACGACCAGACCACUCAGACACUCCACGUGAGGAUAAUUGACGAUGAAGAAUAUGAAAAACAUGAAAACUUCUUCAUUGUGUUGGAGGAACCGCGCUGGCUAAAGAGAGGAAUCUCAGCUCUGCUGCUCAACCAAGAGGGGGCGGAGGGGCAGAUGAGCACUGAGGAAGAGGAGGCCCGCAGGAUAGCUGAGAUGGGGAAGCCCAUCCUGGGAGAGCACAGCCGCCUGGAGGUGGUCAUCGAGGAGUCGUACGAGUUCAAGAGCACCGUUGACAAGCUCAUUAAGAAGACCAACUUGGCGCUGGUGAUCGGCACACACUCUUGGAGGGAGCAGUUUGUGGAGGCUGUCACUGUCAGCGCAGGUGACGGUGAUGACGACGAGGAAGGUCGCCUUCCAUCUUGUUACGACUAUGUCAUGCAUUUCCUCACGGUCUUCUGGAAGGUCCUGUUCGCCUGCGUCCCGCCCACUGAGUACUGGAACGGCUGGGCCUGUUUCUUGGUCUCCAUCAGUGCCAUUGGCCUCCUCACCGCCGUUAUUGGAGAUUUGGCGUCACACUUCGGCUGCACCGUGGGGCUGCGGGACACUGUGACCGCUGUGGUGUUUGUGGCUUUGGGAACUUCUAUUCCAGACACGUUUGCUAGCAAAGUGGCCGCCAUGCAGGACCAGCACGCCGACGCGUCCGUAGGAAACGUCACCGGUAGCAACGCUGUCAACGUGUUCUUGGGGAUCGGCGUGGCCUGGUCGGUGGCCGCCGUCUACUGGAAGAUCCAGGGCAAGGAGUUCAAGGUGGAUCCAGGCUCGCUGGCUUUCUCAGUCACACUCUUCACCAUCUUCGCUUUCAUCGCCGUGGGCGUGCUCAUGUUCAGACGCCGGCCCUCCAUCGGCGGGGAGUUUGGCGGCCCAAGGGUGCCCCGCAUCCUGACCUCCCUACUGUUCCUGGGCCUGUGGUUCCUCUACAUCCUUUUCUCCAGCCUGGAGGCCUACUGCCACUUCAGCAGCUUCUAAAAAAGGAGCUGGUGACAGUUCUGGAAGAGUAUUGCACAACAACACACAUACACAUACGUUAACACUCAAUCCAUACGGUUCAACAUGAAACAAGUGUAAGAUUCAUUUGUUUGAUAGGGCUCACUGCAGCCCGGAGGUGUCAUGGUCUUUGAUGCAGGGAUACUAAUACUAAUAAUACUUCAGCUACACGUACGCACACACACACACUUAAUAUGUACACAUGUAAGUUACAGUCAUGAUAAAGGGCGAGAGCAAGUGUUUGUGGAGAGGCUGAGAAGGGUGAAGACGAGGAGCUACAUGCAGCAAAGUUAGCAGAGAAGAUGGAGAGACAAAGAGGUUUUAGAGGACAGAAGAAAAAAGACAUCGAUGUCACCAACUUUACAGGUACAGCUCCACAUUUCUUCACCGAGGAUGUGGAGCACUGUGUGAAAGCAGGAGUGGAAUGUUUACAGCAACGAUAACAUUACGUUUGUUUACUUAAGGAGAUCUGAUACAGUGAUGAUGCUCAUCUCAUAGUAUCGAUGAAGGGCGGUUCUCCACACGCGCUGUAAAUAGUAAAAGCCAGUGUACAUAUAGAGAAUCGUGUUUUUCAUUAGGCCGAUAUUCAUGCCUACCGCGGAAAAAGUUAAGAGCGGGUCGAGAAAAAAAAUAUCCCAGAGAAUGAGAAGCUGCUUUUCUGUAGAAUGAGUCAAAUGACAGGUUCCUGCUUCUUCUUCUGUCAGAUAAGCUUCAAUCUUGUUGUUUGUUGUUUUUUUAAUUUACGCACAGACUGAAUCGUUACAGAUCCCGAGCCUUAGAAAGGUGAACAGGACAGGAUGAAAAACAGAGACGUCGGUCGAUCGACGAAUGAUAAACUGGUGACGUUUUAUUAAAGAGCAAUACUUCAGUCGGAUGCGUCUCUUAUGCCGUAUGGUUCCGUCGCUGAUGGAGAUUUGUGUAUCAAACUGAACGAUUAUAAUUUUGCAUGUGUAGCCAGAUACGGAGCAUCUUCACAUAAUAAGUCACACAUAUAUAUAUAUAUAUAUAUAUAUAUAUAUAUAUACUUUACUAUGUUGAAAGGAAUGAACGGAGGUCACUGAGCAGCAGUCAGUCAUCACUGUGUCGCGGCGCUGGAGACUAAUCCAUUGAUGUGGCAUGUAUCGUGACAGACUAAUCCUCUCGUCAGUCUCAGCAGCAUUUCAGACACACAUGCAUGGACGGUCGAACAAGACUCAACAGUGUUAGUUUACUUAAAAGAGUGAAGCCUCUAAAACCAUGUAGAUCACAAUUAAGUACCUUCAUGAACUGACAAAAUGGAUUCCAAUCGUGGAGAUUCACCCUGCAGCACAUUGAUCAGGACGCAGGGCCCUAGUGUACACAUUAGUUAGGAUGCGGGAAAAUAGUUUACAGCACGCUGUCGCUUCGAGAUGGCACCCAGACAAUGCCUUAAGGAAAACCCUCAAGUGAAAAAUCUAGUAUUCAAGCUUUCAGCUGUACAAACUGUCCGGGCUGCACUUUGUUCGACGUUACUACGACAUACUGUGUUGUGUUUCUCUUUGGUCUUUAGUUGACAAACUGUCAGUGUGCAAUAUAUACGACUGGAGGAAAACUAUGAACUGUCCGAAGUUUCCACUGGUUCUGCUGAUCAGCGCGACACUGGACAUCUCUCGUCCCGGCAAGGGUUUUUGUUGUAAUGUGUCCCUGCCCAUCCAGCCGUGCUCAGAGCACGAUAUACUGUGUGUGUUAGUAGCAGAUAUGCUAAAAAAAAAACCUAAAAAAAACGUUCCAUUCUCUUGCAAGGUCUACACAUUGUUUGAAAGGACUAAGUGAAGUCUAUAAUCUAAUGUCCUCUACUUUGUUUAUAGCCUGUAGGUUAACAGCUGACAGGUCUGACACCGUCUAAUCUGAAACAGUGUAGGUUUAAAUCAAAAGACAGUAGCUGUAGUUGAAACAUAGCCCUUCGAGGAAUGUAUGUGUUGCUCAGUAUUGCAUGGCACGGUUGGAACAAACAGUAAAAUCUACAUGGCUACUGGAACUACUGGCUGCUUAAUAGACAGUAAACCGGAGAAAAACACCGAACGGCAUACGCAGACAUCGUCUGAUCCGCUGUGACAUUUACACGCUGACAUUUCAGCUUUAUUGCUGUCAGCGCUGAAAGGUCAGUGCAUGAAAAAAUGUCUCAAAAACCAUUGUGAGCAUUGCAAUGUGUGACAUCAAACAACUAUUGGUUUUGACGAGAAGCAACGAGACCCCGGGAUCCUUUUGCACACGAGGAGGAUUUAGCAUGUUGACACGUCAACAUUAAAAUUGCUGUAAUAUUCACUGCCUAACAUCAGCCACAUUAAUAUAGUUCUGUGGGAACAUUUUACCUCUGCGCUGCAGGUGCAUUUCAAACAUUUCACACCGCAAAUGAUAAGUGCUAUACAAGUGGAAACUUUUAUUAUACAUAAUAAUAUCAGAAAGAUUUGAUUCAGUUAGCUUCAACUAACCUUACCUUGUAGACUUUCUAAAGCCAGUUUUGUAUCUUUUCCUUACAGAUGUAGCCGAGUUAGACUUUUUUGUACUUCUAAACAAUGUUUAGAGUAGUAUCAAUAUGUCGAGUUGGUAGUUACACUUACAUCGUGACGGAAUUUAGUGGAUUCGAUUUUGAUAUAUUUUCCACAGAGGAAACUCCCCUUUGAACUGCUCAAACAAUGUAGUGUAUCAUAACCAAGCAUAAUCUCAUCUCCUAUAGUCAACUACUUUGUCUGCGGACUUGUUUGUGUCUCUGUCACUAAUGUAUAUUUCUUCUCAUGAGACAAUUUAGAUAUUUAUUUAUUUAUUUAUUUACAAGAAGAAUAUUUAUCUAUUGAUAAGCUGUGCCGCAGGUCCUUGAGGUGAAACAGUUUUUAGGGGUUUAGUUCAAGGACUGUGGUUUAACGUGCAAUACAGGCAACAAAAAAAAAAAAAAGUUUAAGUACAUCUUAUUUCGUUAUUGACUUUGACGAGAAGUCAGUUCACACGUUUUUUGUUUUUUUUCUGCUGCAGUGUUUGUUGUUUCCCUCCGUCGACGUACAUUUCUUCAUCCAGGUCUCCUGAAGGAGGAGGUCUUAUUGUAAGUAGCAUGUUUACAUGAAGAAACAGUGCAGAACAUUGCCAGUAUGAUUGUAAGUCUCGGGUUGACAUGAGCUAAAUGGGGACAUUUGGUCGAUACUAACAGUGGCUGUGAGGCAGGUCAGUGGUGUGUGAGGUGGUAACAGGAGCUGUAAGUGAAGUCGACUCACUGAACCACCAGGUGGAACCAAGAUAACACAACACACGCAAACACACACACACACACACACACACACACACACACACACACACACACAUACACAGGUCUGCCGAACUCUUCUGUGAUCAGCACCAGAUGGAACAGACCAGUCCAGCUCUGAUCCUGCGCCCAGCUUCAUCUCAGCAGAUGUGACCCAGAUGUGGCUCAGCACCCAAACACAGAACUGAACUACAACGUCCAGACAAUGUUCCUUGUUUCCAUGAACUUCUGUACUAACCUGUCCGGCUUCGGCCUUUGCUGUCCUGUAGCUAGAUGUGAUGCCUCCCACCCCCUCCGAUCCAGACUCUCCCCCUCGCCCCUCCCUGCCCAGUGUGCGUCUGUGUUUUCUUCCCCUCCGUGUUCCCCUGCAGAUUGCAUGAUGUAUGUGUGUUAGCAGCAUGGUCUACUGUGAUGGACACCUAUAGGCAUAAUCUAUCAGGUCGAUUCCCCACAAUCCCAAACACCGGAGGCGCUUUGUGAAAUAGAAUGAUCAAGUGGCACACGCAGACACAACCACAACAGUACAGAUACACUGAAUGGAAACACACACAGAGUUAGCAUUUAUGGAUUCUGUGUCUACUGCGAAUUUGUUUCGUUCCCUUUCGAGGCUGUGAAAAGAGAGUCCGCUCUGUUGUGCCCAGGCUGCGUCUGCAACGAGCAACAUCCCGGGUCAUCUUUUUCGUUUGUUGGUGUUACAAUGUUUCUGUGUCCGUGUUAGUGUCCCCCUCCUUCCCUCUCCCCCAGGUCUUGCUCUUCAAUGUGUCUCUGUGAGGUCUUUUCCUGUGAUGAUGAAAAUUUCUCUCUGCCUGAACCUUUGUAUAGGAAAUAAUGACUGAGUUACUACAAUAUCAUGUGAUAGACAUAUACAUUUAUUCGAUGCUGUAAUAAAUUAUUAACUGAAGAUGAUAUAAAAGGGUUUUUUUUUAUGAAAUGCAGAAAAGAAAAAUUCUUACAUAAGUGACACCUUGUUUUUCGAGAACAUGGCAUGAGUUGUAAUGUGUUACUGAAAGAAAAUGAAGGUCUUUAAUCAAGUGAAGUUGACCGUAUUGAAUAUAGUUUAUUUAUUUUCAAGGCG